CUCCACGUCGAGCUCGGUCACCUUCUUCUCCAAGCUUCUCCCCGUCGCAUCGCAUCUCAGCCGCCGCACGUACAAGUACCGUUCGAAACGGUCAAGACCGAACCCUAAAACCCCGCCCUCCUCCUCCGCCUCCACGCCUCGCUACGUCCCAUGGCGGCCGUGCAACGCCUCUUCCGCGCAGCCGCCUCCGGUGGUGCGGCGAGGAGGGGCAUGACGUCGCUGGCGCCGGAGCAGGCGCCUUCGGCGGCAGCCGCGGCGGCGGGAUUCCCGUUCGCGGCGGAGGAGAGGAUGAGGCGGCGGCCGGCGGCGGAGAGGAACGUGCAGUGGGUGUUCCUGGGGUGUCCCGGCGUGGGCAAGGGCACCUACGCGAGCCGCCUCUCGCGCCUCCUUGGCGUGCCCCACAUCGCCACGGGGGACCUCGUCCGCGACGAGCUCGCCUCCACCGGCUCCCUUGCCGUUCAGCUUGCUGAAAUUGUUAACCAGGGGAAAUUGGUUUCUGAUGAAAUCAUCUUCAAUCUUUUGUCCAAAAGGCUUAAGAAAGGAGAGGACCAGGGUGAAUCAGGAUUUAUUCUUGAUGGUUUCCCACGUACUGUAAAACAAGCGGAAAUUCUUGAUGGCGUUACGGACAUCGAUAUGGUGGUUAAUCUAAAACUGAGAGAAGAUGUCUUAGUAGAGAAGUGCCUUGGCAGAAGGAUUUGCAGCCAAUGUGGAAAGAACUUCAAUUUGGCCUGCAUUGAUGUUACGGGUGAAAAUGGAUUACCACCAAUCUACAUGGCACCAUUGCUACCCCCAAAUAACUGCAUGUCAAAGCUUAUUACCCGAGCUGAUGAUACUGAAGAGGUGGUCAGAAAUCGGCUUCAGAUAUAUAAUGACAUGAGUCAACCUGUGGAGGAUUUCUACCGGAAGCAGGGGAAGCUAUUAGAAUUUAACUUGCCUGGAGGGAUCCCUGAAUCUUGGCCAAAGCUGCUCCAUAUUCUAAAUCUUGAGGACCAAGAAGAGAUGAAGUUGGCUACUGCAUAGGUCAUGUGGAGCAGACCUUUACACAGCAGAACAAAUCCAUACAGCGCAUUUUUUAAUAAUGGAAAAGAGCGAACUUAUUCCAUAAUUUAGUGCCUAUGUGGAAGUAAUUUUGGAUCAGAAGUGAUUUGUUUUAUUGCCGGCGUUUUGGCGAGCCGGUACUAUGUACUGUAACCCUUACAUUACUGGUAAGCAGUUCUCAUUCUUGUCCGGAGAGCUGUCUGGAUUGCAUGAAGACAUGCUGACGUUCUAUUCAUGAUAAAGUUUUAAUCGAUGAGAAACUCCUUUCAA
Phragmites australis (common reed) is the source of this 1308-nucleotide messenger RNA. RefSeq names its product probable adenylate kinase 1, chloroplastic. Bases 151 to 1020 code for a protein of 289 amino acids. Gene Ontology annotation, biological process: nucleobase-containing compound metabolic process. The transcript is spliced from 4 exons. Gene Ontology annotation, cellular component: mitochondrion; cytoplasm. The record is from RefSeq and is a predicted model, not a curated record. NCBI's taxonomy places the organism in Eukaryota, Viridiplantae, Streptophyta, Magnoliopsida, Poales, Poaceae. Gene Ontology annotation, molecular function: AMP kinase activity; ATP binding.